CACUCCUCUGAUUCCCAACCUAUUGCGCAUUGCGUUCCAUUGCAGUCACAGAAAGGGACAUMGAACAAACCAUGAUGAUGAACGAYGGAUCUUCURCCCAGAUGGAYGGCUUUGCCGGCCAGCAACAAUCCGGGGACCCUGGAACCACGGCACAACCCGCGGCACCCAUCGACAACGACCCCCUCCCCCGGGCGCCCGAGCUCUUGUUUGCCAACAGCACAGAGGACAAAAAGCUGUACUGGGAUCGAUCCCACUACGAUUCUCCCGAGUCCCAGAUGAAGGCCCUGACCAAGUCGAGCACGCUUUACAUUGGAAACAUGGCGUUUUCGACGCGCUCYGCCAACGUGCAUUCCCAUUUCUCCCAGAUCGGUCCGGUCCGGCGGGUCAUCAUGGGAAUGGAUCGSUUUCAGAAGACGCCCUGUGGCUUUGGCUUUGUCGAAUACGUCCACAGGGAGGACGCCCUCCUGGCGAUUUCCAACCUGACGUCGACCAAGCUCGACGGGCGCAUCAUUCGCGUGGAACUGGACGCCGGCUUUCAGAGCGGGCGGCAGUACGGCCGCGGGGCGAGCGGGGGACAGGUCCGCGACGACAAGCGGAGGGGCCGGGUCGAUCCGGCGCGAAACAACCCCCACAAGCGGCAGAAGACCCUGAACUGGACACCGGCCGAUCAGGUCCAGCAGGAACAACACAAUCAGCAGCAGCCRCCACCACCGCCACUUCCCCAAAGCCAGCAACCCAUGGGGGGCGACGCAAUGGCCGGUCCAGWAGGUGCCACCGGUGGGAUCGCACAACCGCCGCCGCCACCGGGRGAGCCGCCGCAAGAAGGCAAUUCGAGAUUCCGGGACGAAUAACGCGUUKCGGGUGUGUCGCGGGAAAGGAUGCUGCAUACUUUGUUUAUGUAGGGAGAAGAACACGGUGGAAAGCAGUGCGGUGCUUCCCCCGUCGAUAACACGGCACGGAAUUGCCGGUACAAUCGAUUUCGAAAGAAUUCCGGCGCCGUUAUCGUGUAGUGAUAUUUUCAAGGCAGCUGUUCUUUGCUUGUCGCGCCAUAGCGACUGGAUGCGAUAGCAGUGGGGAGAGUAAAUAAGAUUUUCUUUUAUAUGUCUGAUCCUUUGGCGUAACAUGUUUUGGUUUCGAAAGAAUCACUCUGGCUUGAAUCGUCCGGGAAAAACUAGUGGCAUCGCACAAAAAGAUACAAGUUACUACUAAGUAAAGGUAAUUUUAAAGA
Pseudo-nitzschia multistriata is the source of this 1228-nucleotide messenger RNA. The record is from the annotation of a GenBank genome assembly. Lineage: Eukaryota; Bacillariophyta; Bacillariophyceae; Bacillariales; Bacillariaceae.